This is a messenger RNA of Ilyonectria robusta, 2404 nucleotides long. RefSeq lists its product as uncharacterized. The record is from RefSeq and is a predicted model, not a curated record. The transcript is spliced from 3 exons. Lineage: Eukaryota; Fungi; Ascomycota; Sordariomycetes; Hypocreales; Nectriaceae. The coding region runs from base 260 to 1999 and encodes 579 amino acids. Gene Ontology annotation, molecular function: NADH dehydrogenase activity.
CUUCUCGCCCCAGGGGACGGGAGGUGGCCCAUCGCCGUCGCCGCUUGGCCGUCUGGCUGCGCGCCUCCAGUUACGUACCUAAUUCCCGCUGCUCUCCAUCUCUCUUUUGCCCUGGGUCAUAUUCUCUCCAGUCACACUCCCCUCGACGCUUCUGUCCUGCCUGACUCUUCCCCCUCUUCAUCUCUCCCAUCCUCCUCCUCCUCCUCCCCUCGACCUCCUUCUGGUGCUUGCUCCCAAUUGAGCUUCCCCAGCAUCUCCAAUGGCUUCCUCCGCCCGAGCCAUGUCCGCCCUCUCCCGGGCCGGCCUCCUGGCCCAACCCAGUCGCAUUGCGACUCGCGCCCUCACCACCGCCUCCAAGGCCUCUGGCCGACCCUCAGUCGCCAUGAAGCUUCAGCACACGGGCCGCAUCGCCUUCCGAAGAGCCUACGCCGACGAGGCCCCCAAGUCCAAGCCCAAGCCCAAGGCCGGCAAGCUGCGCUCGACCCUGCGAUGGACCUGGAGAUUCACCUACCUCUCCCUGCUCGCCACUGUCGGAUACACCUGCUAUCAGAUCUGGGACGACCGUCAUCCUGAGGAGCAGUUCCAGUCCGAUCCCUCUAAGAAGACCCUCGUGGUUCUGGGAACUGGCUGGGGCUCCGUUGGUCUCCUCAAGAACCUCGACACCGAAAACUACAACGUUGUUGUUAUCUCACCCCGCAACUACUUCCUCUUCACUCCCCUCCUUCCCUCAUGCACCACUGGCCUGAUUGAACACCGCUCCAUCAUGGAGCCCGUCCGCACCAUCCUCCGACACAAGAAGGCCGCUGCCAAGUACUACGAGGCCGAGGCCUCUUCAGUCGACCCCGAACGCAAGGUCGUCAAGAUUGUCGACAACCGCGACGGCAACCCCAAGGGCGCUGAGACUGAGAUCCCCUAUGACAUGCUCGUUAUUGGUGUCGGCGCUGAGAACGCCACCUUUGGUAUCCCCGGUGUCCGCGAGAACAGCUGCUUCCUCAAGGAGAUUGGUGAUGCUCAGCUGAUCCGCAAGAAGAUCAUGGACUGCGUCGAGCGUGCCUCUUUCAAGGGCCAGACCCAGGAGGAGAUUGACCGUCUCAUGCACAUGGUCGUCGUUGGUGGCGGUCCCACCGGUGUCGAGUUCGCCGGCGAGCUUCGUGACUUCUUCGAGGAGGACAUUAAGAAGUUGAUCCCCGAGAUCAGCCACCGCUUCAAGGUCACUCUCAUCGAGGCCCUUCCCAACGUUCUCCCCUCCUUCUCCAAGCAGCUGAUUGAGUACACCGAGAACACCAUGCGUGAGGAGAACAUUGACAUCAAGCUCAAGACCAUGGUCAAGCGUGUCACCGAGGAGACUGUCCAGGCUGAGGUCUCGCGCCCUGACGGCACCAAGGAAGUCCUCACGAUUCCCUACGGUCUGCUCGUCUGGGCCACUGGCAAUGCUGUCCGCCCCGUAGUCCGAGACCUCCUGAGCAAGAUCCCCGCUCAGAAGAAUUCCCGACGUGGCCUCGCCGUCAACGAGUACCUCGUUGUUCAGGGCACCAGUGACAUCUGGGCCGUUGGUGACUGCGCCGUCGCCGGCUACGCUCCCACUGCCCAGGUCGCCUCACAGGAGGGCACCUUCUUGGCCCGCCUGUUCAACAACAUGGCCAAGACUGAGACUCACGAGGCGCGCAUCCACGAGCUUAGCGGCAACUUGAACCUCCAGCAGGGCAACGCGGCCGAGGUCGCCCAGGAGAUUGAGUCGCUCGAGAAGAAGCUGCGAAGGAUCAAGGAUGUCAAGCCCUUCAAGUACUCUCACCAGGGCAGCUUAGCGUACAUUGGUAGCGAGAAGGCCGUCGCUGACGUCCCGUGGUUCAACGGUAACUUCGCCUCCGGUGGCAGCCUGACCUUCUUGUUCUGGCGCAGUGCCUACCUCUCCAUGUGCUUCAGCACCCGAAACCGCAUUCUUGUCCUCCUCGACUGGCUGAAGUCCAAGGCCUUCGGUCGUGAUGUUUCUCGAGAGUAAACCCUCAACCCGACUCAAACUUCAUAAAGGAGAGGUCCGAUACCUCUAUUGGGCUGUGGUAGCCAACGUGGGCUUACGCCCGGUGGCUUGUACAGCUUACAACUAUCUGUUCUUGGGAGGGGUGUUUACUUGGAGCAUUUUACAAGGGCUGUGAACCUGGCUGGCUGGACUAAUAGACGUCCGAUUAGAAUCGGGCUUGGGCUGGGAGUGCUUCGUGUUUUGUAACCCUGGUUUGAUUUCUUUAUCCUGCGAUUGUUGUUUUUUCCCUGGGCCCUAGAGGGGGAGGAAGGUCUGGAGACCCUUGUACGACUGGAGAGCAAAAAGAGAGUAGAAGAGAGGGGGGGGGGGAGAUAGAUAGACAAGACCUAUGACCAACAAUCAUGUGGAUGAUGCCAUGAUGUUAAA